AUGGGAGAAACCGAUAGGGAUGAUUAUGAGAUGAUGUCCAACAACCAAUGGCUCACAGCACUCCAUCCAGUGUUGAUGAUGAUGAAACCGACUCUUGAUGGACAUGAAGAUGUCAACAAACAAAUAGGUUUAUCUCCAGGUGUCCAUACAAAGCGGUUGUCAAUUUUAAGAGAUAUCCAAGCAAGAAAAAGGAAAGCAAUUAGUGUCACACGGAAAGAAAAAAUCAGACGGAUCCAGCUGAGAAACAGACCGAGACGGCAAUCACGUGACUCACACAUCACUCAAAUAGCUGCUGUCAGUGGGGACAAUCAUUGGAGCUGUUACGUAACUCCAAAGAUUCCAAUAACAAAUCAAGCUAUUGAUAUUAAUGGCAUUAAAGUUAGAAAUGGCAGAGUGUUUCAUCAAGGAACACCUGUUGACUCUCUUUCUAUUACUAAGGCCAUGGAAGAUUUUAUCAAAGGAGAAGGUGAUAUUAUAUACCUUGGAGGUCAUAACAUUAAAACAUUUGAUUGCCAUGUUCUGAUCAAUACUUUAAAAUGUAUUGGAAAAUCCAACAUUCUAAAUACACAUGUUCAAGGAUUUUUGGACACCAGACUUCUCUUCAAAAUUAAUAACCCAGAACUCAAAUCUUUCUCACAAAUAAAUUUACUCAAAACUCUACUGAACUGUGAUUAUGCUGCACACGAUGCACUACAGGAUCGCAGUGAUGUUAAGUGCGAUGUGACAUUCCUUCAAAAACUUAUGGAAUCCUCCAAAAUUGACUAUACUGAUGCCAAAUUUUCUUCUGCAACUUUUACUGUUCCAGCAGCAUUCCAUUCCUUUGACCAAUCAGCUUCAUGCAAGUUAAAUCUACCUACACUACUGGAAUUUGUUGACAAUAAGGUGUUGAGCAUUGGAAUGGCACGGAGAAUUGCAGCUUCGAACCUUAAUAAGGCUUCACUUCUUAUAGCAUUUUCAAGAGGUCAGGAGAAUGGAUUACAACAACUUUUUUCUGAGGAAUGUGGCAAAGAACCAAGAGUAACAAGAUCUUCUAAAAUAAUUCAUGCUGUUUCCAAGUAUAUUUCAGAACACUUAAUUGAAAGUUAAUUUACUAUAACUACAUAUGUAUUUACAAUCAACUUAUUCAUUCACUGUAACAGACUGAUGUUAUAAAUAUUUUGUGUUUGUCAAUCUUUGUAAAA
Mytilus trossulus (common blue mussel) is the source of this 1181-nucleotide messenger RNA. RefSeq lists its product as uncharacterized. The record is from RefSeq and is a predicted model, not a curated record. The transcript is spliced from 5 exons. NCBI's taxonomy places the organism in Eukaryota, Metazoa, Mollusca, Bivalvia, Mytilida, Mytilidae. Gene Ontology annotation, molecular function: nucleic acid binding. Bases 1 to 1086 code for a protein of 361 amino acids.